AUGGUCUGGUGGAGGAAGAGGUACAGGAGUGAUCUGAAGUACAGCUCAGAAAAAGAGCUUUUUGCAGACUUUGCUGGAACAUUCGGUAAAGAAAAAGACAAAGAGAAGAAGCUAGAUGAUGACAGCAGCAGUACCACAGUCCCUCAGUCGGCUUUCUUGGGCCCAACAUUAUGGGACAAGACGCUGCCAUACGACGGAGACACUUUCCAGUUGGAAUACAUGGACCUGGAAGAAUUCCUCUCGGAAAAUGGCAUUCCACCCAGCCCAAACCAGCAUGAGCAUAGCCCACACCAGUCAGGUCUGCAGCAAGCUACCUCAGCCUCACCUUCUGUCAUGGACCUCAGCAGCAGGGCUUCUACUUCAGUCCACCCAGGCAUGGUGUCGCAGAACUGCAUGCAGAGCCCAGUCAGACCAGGUCAGAUCUUGCCAGCAAACCGAAACACACCAAGUCCCAUCGAUCCGGAGACUAUCCAAGUUCCUGUUGGCUAUGAACCUGACCCAGCGGAUCUUGCUCUUUCCAGUAUUCCUGGCCAGGAGAUGUUUGACCCUCGUAAGCGCAAAUUCUCUGAGGAAGAGCUGAAACCCCAGCCGAUGAUUAAGAAAGCUCGCAAAGUCUUCAUUCCAGAUGACCUGAAGGAUGACAAAUACUGGGCCAGGCGCAGAAAGAACAACAUGGCCGCGAAGCGCUCGAGGGACGCCCGGCGCCUCAAGGAGAACCAGAUCGCCAUCCGCGCCUCCUUCCUGGAGAAGGAGAACUCGGCCCUGCGCCAGGAGGUGGCCGACCUGCGGAAAGAGCUGGGCAAAUGCAAGAACGUCCUUGCCAAGUACGAAGCUCGACACGGCCCCCUGUAAAUUCGAGGCGGGGAAGUGGGUUUUUUCUUUUUUCUUUUUUUUUUCUUUUUCUUUUUUUUUUUUGUUGCAGGUUGGCAUUUGACUAGAUGGACAAUGUGUUUCCUGUUUGAUAGCACCACACCCAAACCAACCUUUCUGUCUUCAGCACUUUACCAGAAGCAGAAACAAAACUGACUUUAUUUUUUGUUUGCGUAUGCGUGUGUCUGUGUGUGCACACGCGUGUUCACACGUGCGUGUGCUCGUGUGUACGUGUGGGUGUCUGUGUGUGCGCACGCAUCUCAGCACUUCCCAUUUUUAUGAAACCCUCUUCAAAGGGUGCCACAUUUUUACCUGGACUGUUGAGAACCGCCAUAGUAAGCUUUUUAUUAUAUUUUUUUUUCAGUGCUGCUUCAGAUUAGGGUUUUUAUGUCAUUGUAACCAGAUCCAUCCUCCUGAUUUACUUGGAAAGAUCCCAGUAUAAGUUAUAAAAAAAAAAAAAGGAAAAAAAAAGAAAAAAGGAAAAAAAAAAAAGUAGAUCUCAGUUUUUCAAGAGUAACAAGCUAUUGUUUAAGUAUGUCUAAUCAGAAAAGUUAACAUGCUAAUAAAGUGCACAAAUAAUAAUUUAGUACUACACUGCAGAAAUAUUAAUUUAUAGAUUGCUUUUGUUGUAUUUUAAGUUUUGGUGAUAAUUGUCUCCGAUUUAAAGUGCUGUUAGACUGAGUUAGCUCUACUCAUUAUAGAUCCCCUCAUGGCUUCUCUCUAGCUGUUAAGGUUCCUUUUCUUUCCACGGACCCCCGAGUACUCGAUAGACCACAGAGUGUGUAUUUUGCACUGUCUGUACCUGAAGCAAUAAUCCUGUUGUACGCUAGCGCAUGCUGCCCGGGUGUUCCUAGUGGACGUAGGAUGGUUCCCCUCCCCAACAGGAGUUUUCAUGUCUUUAACAAA
Tinamus guttatus (white-throated tinamou) is the source of this 1776-nucleotide messenger RNA. NCBI's taxonomy places the organism in Eukaryota, Metazoa, Chordata, Aves, Tinamiformes, Tinamidae. The record is from RefSeq and is a predicted model, not a curated record.